Molecule: messenger RNA, 729 nt
Organism: Staurois parvus
Lineage: Eukaryota; Metazoa; Chordata; Amphibia; Anura; Ranidae
Source: the annotation of a GenBank genome assembly
AUGAGUUCCUAUUUUGUGAACCCUCUUUUCUCCAAGUACAAAGGCGGUGAGUCCUUGGAGCCAACUUACUACGACUGUCGGUUUCCCCAAAGUGUCAGCAGGAGCCACGCUCUGGUCUACGGUCCCGGCAGCACGGCUGCGGGCUUCCAGCACCCUUCUCACCACGUCCAGGAGUUCUUCCAUCACGGCACCUCCAGCAUCUCCAACACCGGCUACCAGCAGAAUCCCUGCACCCUGACCUGCCACGGGGACGCCUCCAAGUUUUAUGGCUACGAAGCUCUCCCCAGGCAGUCCCUUUAUGGUGCCCAGCAAGAGAGCAGCGUGGUGCAGUACCCCGACUGUAAAUCGACCUCCAACUCUACUACUAGCGAAGGACAAGGCCACUUAAGUCAGAAUUCGUCUCCCAGUCUUAUGUUCCCAUGGAUGAGACCUCACGCCCCCGGAAGACGCAGUGGAAGGCAGACGUACAGCCGCUACCAGACACUGGAGCUGGAGAAGGAAUUCCUAUUCAACCCAUACCUGACCAGGAAACGACGGAUUGAGGUCUCCCACGCCCUGGGACUGACUGAGAGGCAGGUCAAAAUCUGGUUUCAAAACAGGAGGAUGAAAUGGAAAAAGGAGAAUAACAAGGAUAAACUCCCUGGAUCUAGGGAAGAAGAGAAGACAGAGGAAGAAGGGAAUGAUGAAGAAGAAAAGGAGGAGGAAGAGAAGGAGGAAAGCAAGGAAUGA